AUGCCGCCUCCAUAUAAAAAGCCCAUUUCCGGUUUUGCGGCUGCCGCGAAGGUCAUUUUCGACUCUGCUCAGCGUGUUGGCGCAGUUCAGCCUCUGGAGCACAGUGCCAAGCAAUACGCACAGCAGCUCAAGAAGAUCCAGUCUCAUAGUAAGAAGCGAGGGGGCUCUCUGGGUGGUGUAUCCUACAAGGUGGAGGAGUUUUUGGCGGCACAGAGAGCACCUAUUCCUCAGCAAGCGCGUCCCGGACAACCGAAGGAGCGGACGAUCGCGAAGAGGGUGCCUCUAAUUGAGAUUCCUGUUAUCAUAGCAAAGGCCACUGCAGCGAGAACUCCUGCCACACAGAGAGAGAGAGGCCUGCCGCUCGAGCCGCCUCCGAGCCUGACCUCUUUGUUUGCCACAAAGACAGAGCUGCGCGAUGUAGCGGCGCCAGCGUCACCGUCACUGCCUCCCCCUACUGCGGCAGAGUCUACGGCGCCAGCUACACCUCCCGUCGAGGAGGUUUUUAUUACCGAAGACAAGCCCUUGUUUGAGGUGCGGCAGCAAGUAGUGCCACAGCCUUUACCUGAGGCCGUCAUUCAGCCAGCCGUUGUCUGUGCAAAGCUGCAGGACGCGUCAACACAUGCCCGCAAAGUCAAGCCGGUUAUUAGUAUUCCCAUUGCUUCGGUGAGCACCGCCACAGUGGAAGCGGCAGCAGAGGAAGCUGUUGGUAGUUCGGCGACAACAAAUUUUUCGGUGGAUGCAUGGGAGCAGCAGCGCGAGCGGGAGCUGCAACAGCUGCAGAAGAAACAGGAGGAAGAGGAGCUGCAGCGCCUCGCAGUCGUGCGAGAACAGGAGCAUGAAACCCUCGGGAAGGAAUGGGUGAAGCGCCGCACUUACAAAGUGUCGUUUGAGGCAGAGCGCACCGCGGUCACGGAGCUCUUAGGCGAGUUGUUCGUCGCAGGUUCUGCUAAUACUGCCCUCUCGAUAUUUCAGAAGAUGCUUGAUUUUGGCACGCGGGCCUCAGCGCUGCUGCCUGCUGCUCUUGCGUCUGUGGCCUACCGCAUUCGCACCGCGCCCCCCAGCGAGCGGCUCGACCUUAAGCGCGUUCUUCUCGAGGCGAUGGAGAAGGCGAAGCUUCCUGAUCAUGUGGUGCGAAAGGCACACUUGCUGGUGUCUGGCGGCACCGACUUCUUGGCAGCAUUCGGAGCUUUGACAGCAGAGGAGAAGCAGCACCUAGACAGCCGUAUCAUCCUGCGAGCAAUCCAGAUUCUCGCGUGGAAUGGGCGAUGGGAGGACGCGCUAGAGCUCGCCAAGCGAAGUCGCUCAAACUUUCGCAGCGGGAGCGAUGUGAUGGAUCUUGCUUUGCUGAGGGCGAGCCAGCUGCUGGAGGAGGGGCCCCGCAAAGAGCUUGUGACCUACGCGACUCAGAAUCUGACGGAGAGCGGUCGCCUGGGCGUGCAAGCCAAACUGCUUAUAGCGACCUCCGAACGUGGCACCUAUCGCCGUACAUUGCUGAAGCAGCUGACAGCGUCCUCGGAUGUGGACGAGAGCAUCUACGCAGAGCUUAUUCUGCGCUCGGACAAGAGCCAAACGGAGGCGCUCCUAGCUGAAAUCGCUGCCAGAGGACUGAACAAGGACGACCCUGUAGUGCUUGGCGCCGUCGCGAUGAAGGCGCUGAACAACGAGCUACCCGAGGAGGCCUUCAAGGAGAUCCAUCGACAAGUCGCCAAGAUAGGUCUCCAGGCAAUUCACAUACGCGUUGCGACGAUGACAGCCGCGCAACAUCCGACAGAGGAGGUGCUGCGGCAGGCGAGUGCGAUAGUGCAGAUGGCCGCACCAGUGGCUCGGGGCCGCGGCCUACGCAAGCUGUUGCCCAUUCUUUACGAACAGAACAUGCUUGAUGAGAUUGUCCACUUGGCCGACUCCACAAACGAGUCUGUGCCGCUGGCGAAGCUGAUGCCCCGUGCCGUGGCUUUCGUGAAUGAGGCACUUCUGAAGGUAGGCCGUAAGCCGCUUAGCGAUGUACGAGUCAGCGAUAUCGGUUUUUCGCGCUUGACGGGAGGCACAGCCGCUAACCUGCCCCGCAAGCUUGAUGACGGGCCGGCGGCGAGCGUGAUUGCCGACAUUGCCGGGCUAACGGAGAGGAUGCUCCUCUACGCAAAGGAGCGACAGUGGUCUGAAGCACUGGAGGUGGUGAAAGGACUUCCAACAGCCAUCAAGGCUGACGCGUCAGCGGUAACCCUGCUGUACAAUUGCGCCUUGAGCGCCGCUGUUGAACACCCGGAGAGGGUCAAAGAUGCUUAUGCGCUCAUGGGCAGUCGUAGGGUGAAGGUGAACGCAACGACGGUCAACACGGUGCUAAGUAGCCUGAGCAAAUCAUCCAUAUGGCGGGAGGCCCUCGAGUUCUUUAACGCCACACCUCUCGAGCAGCGAGACAACAACACGUAUCUCGUCUACUUUGCGCUGCUAGGAAAACACAAUUUGUGGAGGGAGGCAGCUGAGGCCUACGACAAGACGCGCAUGGCCAUUCCAAAACUCCCUGCUGCGAUGUUUUCUCUCAUCAUUGGUACAACAAGAGGGCACGACUGGCAGGCCACGUUGCGAAUUUUUCAGGACAUGUUGAAGUCAUAUGGUGCUGGUGUGAAGGACAGCGUCGUGACACAGGUGAUUCGCUGCCUGGAGGAGAACAGCAGGACGGCUGAGAUCGCAAAGCUUGAAAAGGAGUUGGCAAAGCGGAAGAAGAAGAAGAAGUAA
Leishmania braziliensis MHOM/BR/75/M2904 is the source of this 2733-nucleotide messenger RNA. RefSeq lists its product as hypothetical. Lineage: Eukaryota; Euglenozoa; Kinetoplastea; Trypanosomatida; Trypanosomatidae. The coding region runs from base 1 to 2733 and encodes 910 amino acids. Gene Ontology annotation, molecular function: protein binding. The transcript has a single exon. The record is from RefSeq and is a predicted model, not a curated record.